Chrysochloris asiatica (Cape golden mole) is the source of this 177-nucleotide messenger RNA. RefSeq names its product phorbol-12-myristate-13-acetate-induced protein 1 (gene PMAIP1). Gene Ontology annotation, cellular component: mitochondrion. Gene Ontology annotation, biological process: DNA damage response; apoptotic process; release of cytochrome c from mitochondria. Lineage: Eukaryota; Metazoa; Chordata; Mammalia; Afrosoricida; Chrysochloridae. The record is from RefSeq and is a predicted model, not a curated record. Bases 1 to 177 code for a protein of 58 amino acids. The transcript is spliced from 2 exons.
AUGCCAGGCAAGAAAGCGCGUAAGAGCGCGCAGCCGAGCCUCUCGUGGGCGCCGGCAGAGCGCCACCAGGAACAUGAAGUUGAGUGUGCUAUUCAGCUCCGGAGAAUUGGAGACAAACUGAAUUUCCGGCAGAAAGUUCUGAAUGUAAUAGCCAAACUCUUUCACUUGGGCACCUGA